Molecule: messenger RNA, 1851 nt
Organism: Platichthys flesus (European flounder)
Lineage: Eukaryota; Metazoa; Chordata; Actinopteri; Pleuronectiformes; Pleuronectidae
Product: SLAIN motif-containing protein-like
Exons: 7
Coding region: 285-1538 (417 amino acids)
Biological process (GO): cytoplasmic microtubule organization; positive regulation of microtubule polymerization; microtubule nucleation
Cellular component (GO): microtubule plus-end
Source: RefSeq, a predicted model, not a curated record
AACAAAUCUGGGUCAAUAUAUAGUACAGUGAAGCAGCACACACAACAUGGUUGUGCAGACCUACACAACUCUGCAACUCUGAAGAAUCCUUUUGUCUUGAAAUGUAGUUUUUGUCAGAUUUUGGUUGGACCACGUCUUCAUUUCAGAGACCCGGGGUGGCAGAAGACAAAACUGGACAAGGUGUUUGAAGAAGUGACGGACUGUGGGGAUCUCCAAGAUCAGCCGAAGAGCGACUGGAGUCUUUGUAUUUCACCAGUGGUAAUAACCAUCUCUUCUCCAGCGAGAUGAAAAGCAACUCUAAGCAGCCGGAGGACAGCUCACUUUCAUACUGCAGCACCUGGAUGGACACAGAACCUGCAACGUUGAAGAGUUGUAACGGUCACUCGUUUGCCAUGGAUGCAAGGGUCAGACUGGAUCAUUUGAAGUCAGGGUGUAAUCCACCCCCACCUGGCUGCGUCACGGACGGAACAUUGAACAACUACAACAGUCAGAAAAACGCUUCGGACGAUGAGCCGAAAGAAGAGGAGUCUGCUUUGGACUCGGUGGAGCUCCUUGAUGUAGAGGAUGGCGAGCAGGAUGAAGAGAGGUGGUUAUACGAGUCUCCAAAGAAGCAGGCGACUGAGGAGCAAUCUGAGUCGGCUCUCACAUGGUGUCGACAUGUCCUGGAUAACCCCGGUCCUGAGGUGGAGGCGGCGUGUCGUCAGCUGAUGAACAGGCUGGAUGGAAGACCGAGCAGUCACCUCUACAGACGUCCUGCAGUUUGUCAUCGCACUGGGGGGAAAUCUUCAGAUAACAAGGAGCUGAGCAUCUCCAACAACUCCAUUAACACAAGCUACAGACUGGAGGACAUCACAGACGUCCGCAUAAUGGCUCAGAUACAGGAGGCCAGUUUACGACAAGAAUAUGUUUCUGCGCCUCGGAGAAGCCCUGAGUCCCCUUUUUAUUUUAACACCGCUGUAGAAAACACUGAGGACUUCACUCCAGGGAACACAAGCGAGUCGUCAUCUCCCUCUCGCUGGUCGCCUCGUCUGUUGUCCCAGAGCUCUCCCUCUAGCCAGUCACCAUCAUCAGCUGCCAGGCAGAGUCCCAAACUGGCCGGACUUCAGCAGCAGGUCACCCAGUUCAAGCUGCUUAAACUGUCGCAGAAUCAAGCAGUAUCAGCACGUAGGACCGGGUCGCCGGUCCGGACCAGCCUCCGCUCCCUCCAGGCUGUCAGGAACAGUCGGAGUUUGGAAACCGAUGAAUACGUCCCUGCUCAUCAAACUGCCCCCACUGCUUCAGGUGCAUCAUCUGCCAGAAUGGGGUCCAGCAGCCGGUCUCCAUCACUUUCUGCAGCAUCCGUGAACCCCAGCUCAGCGAGAGACCACUUGGUCCGGAUAGCGGCCAUGAAGAGGCCGCAGAGGUCUCAGUCGCUCAGCCCCAGCAGGAUCGCUCAGUCUGCUAAAGUAUACCUGUCUCGUCACGGGCGCGUCUUUGCGUCUCCCGAGAGGUCGACCCCUCCGGUUUGGGCCAGAUAUGCACCACAUGCUCAACAGUGAAAGACAUCAAGAUGUUCAUGGGAUAUUUUACCAAUAGGUAAUUUACUUCUAUAGUUAAGCCUGCAGAAAAAUAUAUUAAUCCUUGCUCUUAGAUAAUGUCUGUACUGCAUCCGUGUUUCCAGUUUCCAUUACAUAGGUUGGAUUUCUUUCAAGAGGGUGUCUCUGGAUUGAUUACAUUAAUUUAUCAAAAAACCUAAAUGUGUAUUGUAAAUAAAUAGCUGUUGAAGCACGUGUAUAGUCUUUCUCUGCAGAUGAAACUAAUCUGAGAUGCACUUGAAAUAAUUAAAGUGAAGAAUAAUUUUAAUAAAAUGAG